GUGCGAAAAAAUCAAGAAGAAUCCAAUGAAUGAAACGGCUGUUGACCUUUUCACUGUCAAGUCAAAUGCGAAAAUUUGACUAAUUUGGUGUAGUCUCUUUUUUAUACAAACUCAUUAAAAUUUGAUACCUACAUGUCGUGCUGUGAAUAAUAUGUGAUAAAACUAAGUGAAUGUGAAAGCUGUGACGUUCGAACUAGUUGCAACUCAUCAAACUUGUUUCUGCGCCUCCGAAGGGCGUUAUAGGUUUUUUUUUCUAUCAAUAAAGUUAUAUAUGGAUCACGAAGAGGAAUACCAUGAUCCCGACUACGCUGGCACAUCGGCGAACGCCAAAGAAGAGACCACGAGCCUCUCCGAAGAGGAAAAAGUGGAGAAAAUACGAGCUGUCAUUCGCCGGGAAUUCAAUAACGAGUUGGAAGUGAGAGAAAACGAGAUAAUGCUGAUUGACCAGCGGAUGUGCACGUCGCGCCGCAUCCUGCACCGGUUGCGGUACGUGCUGGUGGACAACUACUACCACGACCAGAAGCUGCGCCUCACCGCCGCCCAGGUGGAGGACGAGGUCGCCGCGCACCUCGACCCGCGCGCUCGAGCCGAGGCGUCAGCCGUGCUGCGAGAUGGCCAGAAGCGCCUACAUCCCUCCGUGAGGAAACUGCUCGGCAAGAAGACUGUGGACCUCGACGAGAUAUUUCGCACGAGAGGACCGAGAAACAAGACUAGGAAAAAUUAUUCGGCGAUGGUCCAGACCCGCAACUACACAAUAUCAGCCGACCGCUGCAAGUCCAUGCGGCCGGAGGAGCCGCCGGGGCCGGAGGCGGAGCCCGAGGCGGCGGCGGCGGGCAGCAGCCGCCCGCGCAAGCUGCCGCGACACAUCGAGCCCAAAGCGCAGAAUGUGUGCACCCUCGACGUGGCCACUAGGAAUAAGAUGAAACAUAGAUAUAGGAUUAUUAUUGGCAACACGUCGAAGUACGCGCCGCCGGCGUCGCGCGCGGACCGGGCGACGCACACGUGGCUGCUGUACGUGCGCGGCGCGCCGCCGCGGCCGCAGCUCGGCGCGCUGCUCACGGCCGUGCGCGUGCGCCUGCACCCGUCCUACGCGCCGCACCACACCGUCGUCGUGCAGUGAGUACGCCGCCGCCCGCUGCACGUGCCUACACGCGCCUACACGCGCCUACACGCGCCUACACGCGCCUACACGCGCCUACACUCACCACCACCACCCGCGCCUGUAUUAAUGCAAAUCAAAAUUGUUUACAUUUCAGGAGCGGAAACAAUAGUAGACGUGUGGCUGUACAGCUCACCGGAAAUGUUGCAGUACGAAUACAUAGAGGAAAGUACGGACCCGCCACCCGAAAUACCAGCUGAGCAGCCAGAGAUAAAGACUGAGGUCACAGAAGAGAAUACAGACUGGAUGAACUUCUUCAAUAAAGAGCCCACCGAGUUAGACGUCGACGCGAUGAUCAUUAAGCCUAAGAAAGAGAAAGAGACAGAAGAACCACCAGUAGAUGCUAAUAUGGAGCAACAAGAGUUGAUAGAUAAUGAUAAUAAACCGAACGAAUGCGAAGAAAACGAUUGGGGCACGAACUUGAAUUACAAAUCUAUAGAGGCGCCCACGGACAUACCAAACGAGAUCCUCAACCAACCGUCCUCGCUGAAGAAGAGAAUAAUGAAGUACAUAGACCCUACGACGGGGAAGAUCUACUAUUUAGAGGUCGACAGGACGCUAGAUUUAUCGAAAGUACAAGAAAUAGUCAUUAACAAUACAAAGACUGCAAAAAUAAGUCCGAUCAAAUCGAACGGUUUGAAGAACGUCAGGAGAAAGAAGGGCGUGUCGCUACUGAAGCCAGAGGUCCAGAGUUUGUUAAGGAAUGAGAGCAAAAACCGGGAGUACGCGCAUAUAGAAAACGACCACUGCUAUUUAGGUUCCAAUUGGAGGAAAUCCGUGAGUUUUUGUGAAACGCAAAUGUUGAAGAACCAGCGGCUUUUCGAGGAAGUGGUUGUGAAGGAGGAGACGUCGUUAUACGAUUGGCUGUGCAGGGCGGUAGUUCGCUUGACCGACGUGCGGAUGGCGGUCGGGUAUCUGUUGAAGAAGAUACCCCUCAUAAGUGAGGAGGCGAGGGACCCUGACUUCCUGAAGUGUUUCCCGUUUGUAGUCGAGGACGAAAAAAAGUAUUGGAAGUUAGAUUUUGCUAAACGGAGAAAUAUUGAGUGGUCAAGAGCGAAGCUUAUAAACAAAAUGCUGACGGAGCAUCUACCCACAACGGAACAGAUCUGGCGGACGAAGCAGAUCCUGGUGUACUCGCGGCUGCACGGCUACUACGAGCUGCGGCCGGAGGCAGCCGCGCCCGCGCCCGAGACCGACGAGUGGUCCUCCUGGAACGACCUCGAGCAUUCCAGGAAGAUGGAGUCCAACAUCCGCGAGAUAUACCCGAACGCAUCCGAUAUAUCCAGCCUUAGUGUGUUUAAUAGUGAAUUGUUUGAAAGUGGACUGUCAGAGUCGAUGGAGGUGACGGACUCGGAUGAAGAGGUGGACGUAGUGAAGUGUGAGCGGUCAGUGACGGUUAAAAGGGAGCCGCCCUCGGACGGGGACAGUGGACUGACAGUGUUACCUGUGGAGGACGAGGAGGACAGACUCAAGUUUAUGUUUAUAGAAAGGAAGUGCGCCGACAUAGGUAUUGAAUUGAGGAACGAAGAUGUGGGAAAUGGAUAUUCAUAUAGCGCUGUGCACGCGGCGCUGUGCGCGGCGACGCGGUGCUUCGCGGACGAGCUGCUGCGGUCGUCGCUGGCGCGCCCCCCGCGCCCCCCGCGCCGCCGCCCCGGGGACCCUGCCGCCCGUCUGGACCGGAUGGGGCGGCGGCGGCGCGUCGCCGGGGCUGGAGCACGUGUGGGCGGCGUGCGGCGCGGCGCGGCGCCGCCUCGCCGUGCUCGCCGCUACACACCGCGCCGCACGGUCGCAUCGUCCGCAUCGUCCGCAUCCGCUGUAAUACACCGCCUCCACACGCUGUGCGCUCUUUCAUUUACACCUCCCUGUCUAACCUACCUACCUACCUACCUACCUACCUAUAUAUACAUAGCCGUACACCGCGGCUUCGCUCCUGACCGUGUCACGGUGUUGAAUAACAUAUAACCUUCAAGAGUUGUCAAAUACGGUUAAAAUCUUCAAAUCCAAUAUGCACUAUUUUAUAAUUGUGAAUAUUCGAGUAAUUCUAAAGAUAGCAGCUGGAGGCGCGUGUCCACUGUUGCUGACGCGCUGAACAUGACACUCGACGUCCGUAUUUUUUUUUUCAACAAA
Galleria mellonella (greater wax moth) is the source of this 3286-nucleotide messenger RNA. RefSeq lists its product as uncharacterized. The transcript is spliced from 9 exons. Gene Ontology annotation, biological process: regulation of DNA-templated transcription. NCBI's taxonomy places the organism in Eukaryota, Metazoa, Arthropoda, Insecta, Lepidoptera, Pyralidae. The record is from RefSeq and is a predicted model, not a curated record.